AUGGCGGCGACUCCGGCGAGCGGCGCGUACUCGUGCGAGACGGCGGAGCGGACCCGCGAGUGGAUGGAGGCCCUGGCCUACUUCCUCCGCCGCCACCGCCCGCUCCUCGAGGCCCACGUCGUCAACUUCUUCAAGGGCAGGUUGUGGGAGCUAGUGGACGCCGAGUGGAUGGAGUGCCUCCGGCGGGAGCCCGUCGAGAGCUUGCUCAAGCUGCCAUCCGGAUGCGUCCAGGAGCACUGGCCUGCUACACUGCGAGAGUUUGUGCUUACUGCUAGGUCGCUUGUUAUUCCACGGGAGCAGAAGGCUCCGCAAUCGCUUGUAUCUGAUAUUCAUGUAGCCCCAAUUGGUACUGUUCUCGCUCAAGGCAUGAACUCAAAGAAGAAGCAUGAAAUUGAAAAUCUAGCUGCGGUGGUUCAUGCAAUUGCAAAGAAGUGUGGAGCCAAGACAGUGGUUGAUGUAGGUUCUGGGCAGGGUUAUCUCGCACAGUCUUUGUCUUUUGAGUACCAACUCCCUGUUGUAGCGAUAGAUGCUUCAUCACACCAUGCAUCAGUUACAAUUGCUCGUGCAGAGAGAAUAAAGAAGCACUAUGCUGCUAAAUGUGUGGAGAAGCAACUGCUCAUGGUACCUAGGACUGUCACCUGUCAUGUUCUUUCUAGUGACACAUUGGCAGCAGUCACGUUAGAUGCAUGUAAGGAUGACCAUGGUGAACAUGUGAGAGAAACUAAGGCAUCUACUAAGAAAAUCACUCAAAUCCAGGAACCAACUCAAGGCAGCCCUCCAUUAAUCCUAGCUGGUCUUCAUGCAUGUGGUGAUCUUUCAGUUAACAUGCUAAGAGUUUUUGUGUCCUGCGAACAAGUAAAAGCAUUGGUAAGUGUUGGGUGCUGUUACAACUUGCUUUCUGAGGAUUCUAAUGAGGGCACAGACACCUGCCCUGGUUUUCCUAUGAGCAAGGCUGCCAAACUGUCUGAAUUGGUGCUUGGGAAAAGCAUCCGUGACCUUGCUUGUCAGAGCGCAGAGAGAUGGAGAAAUCUCACCAUGGACAUUGCAGUGCAAAAUUUUGAUGUACAUGCCUUCCGAGCUGCAUUUCAAAUGGUACUUGAGAAAUAUUUUCCAGAAGUGUCAAGGUUGAGUCCAUCAAUUGGAAGGCAAGGAAAAGCUCUUCGACGUCAGCGGCUUCGGAAAGUUGUGGAAUCACAAAUGACUACAGAGAAAAGUGAUGAUUUCUCCUGUUCAACUUUAAAGGAACAAAACAAGAAUGCAAAUGAUGUUGAUUCAGUCAUAUAUGGAGUUGACACGGGCCAGAUGACAUCCAUCAUAAUGCAUGUCAAAAGUUCACCCUGUUCAAAGAUUUCACAUUAUCUGGAUUAG
Miscanthus lutarioriparius is the source of this 1368-nucleotide messenger RNA. NCBI's taxonomy places the organism in Eukaryota, Viridiplantae, Streptophyta, Magnoliopsida, Poales, Poaceae. The record is from the annotation of a GenBank genome assembly.